ACCAUCCAUCUUUAGGUUCUUCGUCAAUCUUCUCAUUAAAAUUUCUGAUUUCACUCUCUCGAAUCAUGUCCAGGUCAUCACCUUCCACCGUCUCCUUCUGUGCCACCACCAACAUCAUGCUCGCCAUUGUCAAGAAGAAGACGUCUUCAAUUGACCUCUAGCAUCCCUUGCGCAACUUCAUUUCCCUCACUUACUUUGAGCAUGAAGUGAUCAAUCUCGAGGAUGAUCUCCUCAUGCUAAAACAACUCGCUCCCACAUCCAGCGCGUAUUGGACCCCACGCUCUCCAUGCGCCACAAUCUCCAUAAAUUACUUCAAGGCCUUCUGCCUCGUGGAGACGCUCUUUCCUAUCUCCCCUGACAAGGACCACAUCAAUACGAUUACGUUUUUGUGGUGUGAUGCGUUUAAGACCAAGCAGAAGGCCAGUCAACAGAACAUUCAUCUAGAGAAGGCGGCAGUGCUGUUUAAAUUGGGGCAGAUUGGGUUGUUGUUUGAUCGCGCCACCGUGGAGGGGCGGCAGGAGGCAUCGCACACGUUCAUUGCGGUGGCCGGAGCGUUUGCUUAUUUGAGAGAUAAUGCGUCCACGAAGGUGAGUAAGGGGAGCUCCACGACGGUGGAUGUCAGCCUCAAGGGUGCCGGAAUGUUGGAGAAGUUGAUGCUGGCCCAAACUCAAGAGUCUGUGUUUGAGAAUACGAUUGCUAAAAGGAGUACGCGUGGUGUUUGCGCUAAAAUUUCUAGACAUUGUUCGUCGCCGACAUCUCUGGCAUUUUUCUUGUUGAGUGCGCUUUAAUAUACUUGGAUCCCGAUUCAAGUCGUGCUGUUGUUGGAUGGGCUGCAAAAACUUUUUCAACAGCAGUGUUUUUCUUAUAUGAGCAGGUUAUAUGCCUUUUCAAAAGUGGAAGCUGAUUUUUGUAGUUUCAUCUUCUUUAUUAACGUCCUUCACAGUUUUUUUCCUUUAUAAAUUUAUGAUGUUUUUAGGUUUAAUUUAUCUUAGAGUAUAACUAUACGUGUAAUAUGUUUUGUUGUGGUUCUUCAACAGAUCCUCCCAGAUGAUGCUUUUGUGCAGCAAAUGAUCAAAUUUUUGUAGUUGUUUGAUGCUGAUGCUUAAUAAGAAUCAAAUUUGUUAUUGUUGAUUUCUUGUGUGUACUCUUAUUUUUAUAAUUCUAUUUGAUGCUCCAGAGUGCUGUUGCCUGGGACAUGCUGAAAGUUUAUAGCAAUUUUGUUGAUGUUCAAGAGAGACAAAGGAGGCCUGGGGCCUUGUAUGUGCGUGUACCACUGCUACUUUUAAAGAUUCUGUCUUUACUGGAUAGGAGAAUCCAUGGGCUGUGUUGUUAGGAAGUCUUCUUUUUAUGGUUCUGCUGAAUUAUAUAUAGGAUAUAAAGUGUAGUAAUUUCCCUCACUUUUUUUCUAUAUGCUUUUUGUUGGGAAGCUUGCCAAUUUUUCUGAAAUAUUCUAGGAAGAAUUUCAUCUGUGAUUUCUGGUUUUUAGGAUUGAACGGCUAGAAUUGUUUGAUGAAUUUGAGGAGUGGCAUAUGAUGCAGGCAAGUAAGAAUCUUUCAUUCCUGUUUUGAAACUCAACCAAUAUUGCUCUUAGUUAAUAACAUGAUCUGAUUUCGUCAUUUGUGGGCCUGCACCAAAUAGAGUUGCCUAAAUGUCCUGCUUGGAACUUGGGAGGCUGGCUCACUGUUCAUAUGGACUAUGGAAUAGUGGUUGCAUUUCCAUACAAGCUCUUUUAAUUUAUAGAUCUAUCAAUGAUGCCAUGGUAAGUCCAUUGCCAUAAAAUAAAAUUUUAGGUAUUGGCUAAAGGAAUAUAAACAAUCUUCCCUGCGGCAUACGUCAUUUCAUUUGUCUGAUCCACUUGUAAAAGCUCUUUAGCUUUAAUUUUAGCUAUUUUAUUUAGUGGGAUUAAUACAAAUGUUAGCUUUCACCUGAAAUAAAGUACCCUGAACAUCUAAUAGCUGAAAUUAUUGAAGCAUACACCAUUUCGUUUGUCAUAAAAUUGUAUGUUUACAAAGAGUUUACAUGUCAAAAUUGUCACAGUUCAUAAUAUGAACUGCAAUUUUGUAAACUGCAAGAUCAGAAAGAUUAUUCAAGAUCUCGGGUUCUCAAAUUCCCAUAACCUUUUGUAAAUUAGAAAUGAACUCUCCACUCAUCUCCACUUCCGCUUUGUGACAAUCAAUUUGCUCUUACAUGAUUGUCAAUUAAGUAUUUUAUACUUGCACUCAAUAUAUUGACAUUGAUCUAUAUUUCAUUCAUAAAUUGGUUGCUCGUGGGGCUCUUUAACAUUUUCCUAUGAUCUCUUAGCUUGUUGAUAUAUUUACCAAAGGAUUGUCUUGUGAGUGCUUUCUCUUCUUAUGUCUUCAAUUGCAACUCCAUGAGCUCCCAUUGCAAUUGUGACAGAGUGUUAAAUAAAAUGUAUAUUCUUAUUUGA
Molecule: messenger RNA, 2428 nt
Organism: Mangifera indica (mango)
Lineage: Eukaryota; Viridiplantae; Streptophyta; Magnoliopsida; Sapindales; Anacardiaceae
Product: vacuolar-sorting protein BRO1-like
Exons: 4
Coding region: 234-788 (184 amino acids)
Biological process (GO): protein transport to vacuole involved in ubiquitin-dependent protein catabolic process via the multivesicular body sorting pathway
Cellular component (GO): endosome
Source: RefSeq, a predicted model, not a curated record